AUGGAGAAUUUUGAAAGGACUCAUGCAGAACGUAGACGUCGUCGUAGAGAAAGCACAAGGCCUGAACCCAAUAACCCUCCUCAUCCUACAUCUUCUAUAAGACAACAGGAAGAGAAUAAUCAUUAUGCAAUUCUUGACCAGCGACAUCAGCAAGAUAUUCAGCAGCAGCAGCACCUUCAUCAUCAGCUUGAUCUUGCAGAGCAGGCACAUCAUCUAGACCUUGAAGAGCAGGCACAUCAGCAUAACCUUGCUAUCCAACAAAAUAAUCAAGCUGUAGUGGCUCAUCAGGCUCUCCAAAAUCUGCCUCUAGGUCGCCGUCCAUAUCAAGAGCCUAUUGCACGUCACAGCCUUGGUCUUAUGAAUAUAGAAUGUGCUCACUAUCUUGCACUCCAUUUCUCUUCUGAACGUCUUACCAACUCCAGUCGUAUCCACCCUCGCUUUGGCAUGUGCUGCUUACAGGGUCAGAUCAGAUUGCCUGCAUUUUUACAACCUCCCCCAACCUUGCGCCGACUGCUUUGGGAAGGUGGUUCAGUUCCAAAAUUUUUUAGAGAUCAUAUCAGGCAGUACAACAGUGCAUUUGCAUUCACUUCUAUUGCUGCCAAGCUAUCAGAUCAUGUUACCUCUACCUCUGGGCCUUAUUCAUUUAAAAUUCAUGGGGAACUGUCUCAUAAGAUGGGAAGCUUGCUACCACCUAACAACAUCAAACCCUCCUAUGCUCAGCUUUAUGUUAUUGAUCCUCAGGCUGCACUUAAUGAGCGCAACAACAAUAAUGCCAACUUGAGAUCUGAAAUCAUGAAUGACUUGCAGGAUAUGUUUCAUACACACAAUCCUUAUGUUCCUUUGUAUCGUCAUGCCUAUCAAAUCCUGGCAGAAAAGAACCCUGGAGAGAAUGACAAGAUUUCAGCUCGCAUCACAGUCUUGCCUAAUGCCGAUCAUCGUCGCUAUAAUGAGCCUACUGUUGAUGAGGUUGCUGCUAUUAUACCUGGGAAUGGAGAUGAGGAAGUGGAUUUGCACAGAGAUAUUGUUGUCCGCUAUAACCAUGGAGGUCUAAAGCACUUUAGCCAUCUUCACCCUCACUACAGUCCCCUACAUUAUGUGACAUUGUUUCCACAUGGCGAACAAGGCUUUCAUCCCAAUAUUCCUGCUCAUCCUGGACCUAAUGGCCAAAUGCUCUCAUCCAAGGUGUCUCAGCGCUGUUAUUAUGCAUAUCGUCUUAUGCGCCGUUUGCUUGAACCUGAAACUAUCUUCAGAGCUGGCAAGCUAUUUCAGCAAUAUGUGGUUGAUGCUUGGGCAUCUAUUGAGUCUAGCAACCUUUUCUGGAUCAGGAACCAUCAGAAGGAGAUUAGGGCAGACAAGUACCAGUCAUUGUUUGAUGCCAUUCAUGCAGAAGCAGGUAUCAACCUAGGCCAACAAGGAAGGCGCAUAGUUCUUCCCUCCACUCAUGCAGGCAGUCCACGUUAUAUGUAUCAGCUUUUCCAAGACUCUAUGGCUAUCACUCGCCAUUGUCAUAAGCCAGACAUCUUCCUUACCAUGACUGCAAAUCCUAAUUGGCCAGAGAUUCAAAAAGAGCUCUUGAAAUAUGAUGAUGGUACAACUCAGAAUCCUUCUGAUCGUCCUGAUUUGGUGGCACGUGUCUUUGCACAAAAGAUGAAGGCUUUGCUCAAGGAGAUCAAGGAGGGCCUGUUUGGAGGGGUUGCUGGCAUGGUAUAUACCAUUGAGUUU
This is a messenger RNA of Heterobasidion irregulare TC 32-1, 1722 nucleotides long. RefSeq lists its product as uncharacterized. The annotation marks the transcript as partial. The record is from RefSeq and is a predicted model, not a curated record. The transcript has a single exon. Lineage: Eukaryota; Fungi; Basidiomycota; Agaricomycetes; Russulales; Bondarzewiaceae.